Molecule: messenger RNA, 1245 nt
Organism: Neltuma alba
Lineage: Eukaryota; Viridiplantae; Streptophyta; Magnoliopsida; Fabales; Fabaceae
Product: GDSL esterase/lipase At2g30310-like
Exons: 3
Coding region: 21-1109 (362 amino acids)
Molecular function (GO): hydrolase activity, acting on ester bonds
Source: RefSeq, a predicted model, not a curated record
GGCCGAGAGAAGACUCUGCAAUGGCAUCCCCCACGACCCACUUCAUUCUGGUGCACAUAUUCACCAUUCUUGUUGCUACAAGCCAUGCCUGGAAACCCAAGUUCUCAUCCAUUCUAGUGUUUGGAGAUUCAACAGUCGACCCGGGCAACAACAACUUCAUUGAGACAUUGUUUAAGGGAAAUCAUUUCCCUUAUGGCAGAGAUUUCCCUGGUCACGUUCCCACUGGUAGAUUUUCCAAUGGAAAAUUGGUCACAGACUUCAUUGCCUCUCUUCUAGACAUCAAAGACACCGUCCCUCCUUAUCUAGACCCGAAUCUAUCAGAUCAUGAACUUCUAACUGGGGUUAGCUUUGCCUCUGGCGGAUCAGGACUUGAUGACUUGACUACGGUUGCUUCUGGAGUGAUCCCCGUUUCCAAGCAAAUUGAGCACUUCAGAGAAUAUGUGGAAAAAAUUAAGUGCAUUGUGGGGAAAGAAGAAGCUCAGAAGAUACUUGGACGCGCUCUGGUUAUCAUCAGUGCGGGAACUAAUGACUUCAGUUUCAAUUUUUAUGAUAUUCCCACCAGAAAAUACGAGUUUGACAUAGAUGGAUACCAAGAUUUUCUGCAGAAUAGGCUGCAAAUCUUUAUAAAGGAACUAUAUGACCUUGGAUGCAGGAAGAUAGCUGUAGCUGGGCUUCCUCCAAUCGGUUGCAUACCACUUCAGAUAACAGCAAAGUUUAAGAAUCCGAAGGAUAGAAAAUGCAUAGAGCAAGAGAACUUAGACUCGGAACUCUACAACAAAAAACUGGAAAGACUAUUGCUUCAUGUGCAAGCCACGCUUCCAGGGUGCAGAGUUGUUUACACAGACAUCUACAACCCCUUGGCCAACCUCGUAAAUCAACCUGAAAAAUUCGGUUUUGAAGUAACGAAGAGAGGGUGUUGCGGGAGUGGCAUUGUUGAAGCAGGGCCAUUGUGCAACGAACUGACACCGACGUGUGAGGAGUCUUCAAAGUUCGUAUUCUGGGAUAGUGUACAUCCAACUGAAGCAGCGUACAAGUAUAUUGCAAAGUACAUGGAAGCAGAAGUGCUGCCCAAGUUUGUGAAUAGCAAUAGCAGCGAAAUAUAUUUGUAAAUCAUGUCCUGAGGUAGGACCAGUCACAUGCACAAGCUUCAGUUGUUCAGCUGCGCAAUUCUUCUGUUGGCAUCUGAUCAUUAUGCAGAUUGUUUAAUUAAUUAAUAGAGAUCAAUAAAGUAUCAUUCUGUCGUUA